Messenger RNA from Pocillopora damicornis (cauliflower coral), 9021 nucleotides. RefSeq lists its product as uncharacterized. The record is from RefSeq and is a predicted model, not a curated record. Lineage: Eukaryota; Metazoa; Cnidaria; Anthozoa; Scleractinia; Pocilloporidae. Gene Ontology annotation, molecular function: ATP binding; protein serine/threonine kinase activity; protein binding. Gene Ontology annotation, biological process: intracellular signal transduction; positive regulation of apoptotic process; protein phosphorylation. Gene Ontology annotation, cellular component: nucleus.
UUCCCUUAAUUAAAAAUGCAAUAUUUUUUUCAAGGGCUCAGUGAAAUAGAAGAUUUACGACAACGAUAUAGUCACCUGGAGGAGCUCUAUAGAGACGCUGUUAAGGAAAGAGACCAAGCGAUCGAGGAGAGGAACAAAGCCACUGUGCUUAUUGCUCUUCAGUUACAAAGCGAGACCGAAGAACUGAACAAGCGGAUUGAGACACUGCAAAUUCAAAACAGGAAGUUGGACGAGGAGAAUGAAGAUCUAAAAAUAAGACUUGGUUAUGCCAAGGCUGACCUGAACAAGUUGCAGCAAACGCACAUAAAACUACAAAUUGAACAAGAACGAUGUUUGCAAGAGAAAGAGGACGCGUUGGCUCAAGUUAAAGAAUUUGAGAAUUUCAGGAAUAAAAGCCAGAUUGUUGAAGUAGUUGAUAACCAAGGUGAAGCGAAAAUGACAAGUGAACAAGAGGAUCCCGCUUACAGCAAUGUCAGGGACGAGAUUUUCACAUCAGGUGCGGAUGAAAAUCUGGAACUGGAACCCAAACCACCCGUGACACUAAAGAAGUCCGGUCUGGACGAUGUCUAUAAUGUCCAUGAGGAGAUCGGAAAAGGAAAGUUUGGUGUAGUGAAGAGAGUUACAGAACGUUCUUCAAAGACCACGUUUGCCGCCAAACAAAUCCGGCUCAGUACGGCUGGCAGCGGUUCAUCGCGAGAUGACAUCGUGCGUGAAAUUGAUAUCAUGAACAAGCUACACCACAAGAGGCUUGUGGGAUUGAUUGAUGCGUUUGAAACGUCCAGGAAUAUCGUCAUGAUAAUGGAAUUUGUGUCCGGGGGUGAGCUGUUUGAAAGAGUGGCGGAUGCUGAUUGCUUGACGGAGAGGGAAGCUUCUUUUUACAUGUAUCAAUUACUGCAGGGUCUUCAAUACAUGCACACCAAGAAUAUUGUACAUCUAGAUCUAAAGCCUGAAAAUAUCGUAUGCGUAAGCAAGAACAGCUGGGAUAUCAAACUUAUCGACUUUGGCUUAGCACAGGAGCUCGUGCCGGGGGUCAGAAUGACUGCUCUCAAGGGAACCCCUGAAUUUAUGGCUCCAGAAGCGGUCAAUUUUGAGCCCAUUUCAUUGGCUACUGACAUGUGGAGCGUUGGUGUCAUAGCUUACAUCCUCCUCAGUGGGUUGUCGCCACUUCUGGGAGAGGAUAACAAUGAGACCCUAGCCAAUGUGACUGCCGUCGAGUGGGACUUUGAAGACGAGAGCUUUGACGUCAUUUCUGACGAAGCUAAAGAUUUCAUUGCUCAACUAAUGGUAAAAAGCCCCAGAAAAAGGAACACGGUUAUGCAAAGUUUGGAGCAUGAAUGGAUGAAGAAAAGUGCGUCAACAAACGCUAUCAAGAUAGACACCAAGAAGUUAAAACAAUUCUUAGCCAAACGAAGGUGGCAGAUUCCCUUCUUAAGCGAAUGUGCCAAUCAUCCAAAGAUGCUGACUGAGGAUGAAAUCCUCGAGAAAUCUGUUAACGCACUGAAAGCGGUCCGUCGAUUAUCCACCUUGUCGUCUCUCAUGAACCUCAAGAGUCGUCCCUCAAUUGCACCGUCAUUACCAACUCUUCCUUCUGCCAAGGAGGAUGUUGAAGAUGCAACUGGCUCUAAUGAAAUUCGUAAAGGAAAAGACGAGAAUGACGCUGGAGAAACAACAAACGAGGAAAACGUAUUAAAAGAAGAGAAUGAUGAGGAAAGACCAAAGGAACCACCGGUAUUCAGCAAAGAAUUAAGUGACCUCUCUAUCACAGAGGGAGAAACGGCUUCCUUUGAAGUUGUCAUCGAGAACGACACCAAUUGUCAGAUUCAUUGGUUAAAGCAUGGUGUAGAAGUAAUUGAGAACCAGCGGUUGAAGGUUGAACGUCAUGAUGAUGGACGUCAUUUGCUCCUCAUCGGGAAUAUAGCAGAUGAUGAUUGCGGAGAGUAUUCUUGCGUAGCUGAGAACGAGGCUGGAAAGGCGAUAAGUACAGGGACGAUUUCCAUACAACGGUCUUCCCUUUCGAAAAGCGACGAAACCGACGAGGAAGAUGAAGAAAUAGACAACUCUAUAGAAGUUCCAGUUUUCAAGAAAGAACUCCAUGACAUAACAGCAAGUGAACACGACAACGUUACUCUCGAGGUGAUUGUCAGUGGUGACUCGCCCUACGAACUGGAAUGGUUUAAAAAUGCCGUUGACAUAACUGAAAACGAUCGUGUUUCCGUGGUUAAACACGAAGACGGCCGAUUUACCCUUAACAUUCGGGAGUGUGAGGACGACGACACCGGAGAGUACUGUUGCGUAGCUCAGAAUGAGGCUGGAAGAGUCACGUGUGCAGGAUGGUUAACCGUUGAAGUGGAAAGCGUCUUGUCUGAGGAUGACGAAGAGACUGAGUCAGAGAGUGAAGAUGAAUUUGUACCAAAAGACUUUGUUGCGAUUAGGGAAGGCGAUGUACAAAAAUUCUACUGUAUCGAAGAAGAGGUUGGCAGGGGUCGUUUUGGGAUUGUUAAGAAGUGCGUCGAACUUGACACUGCAACGAGGUUCUGUGCUAAGUUAAUCAAAUCGCGACCCAGUCAAAAGGAGGAGUUUAAGCGCGAGAUUGACGUCAUGAAUACCCUUCACCAUCCUCGGAUAAUUAGACUCUACGAUGCGUUUGAAGAGCCCAGGCAGAUUAUCCUUAUAUUGGAGUAUUGCAGAGGAGGUGAUUUAUUCAAUCGUAUUGAUGGCGAUUCUCUUCCUGAGUUCGAAGCAGUAAAAAUCCUCAAACAAGUUUUGGAGGCUGUCAAGUACAUGCACGACCUUGGUUUCAUGCAUUUAGACUUAAAGCCACAGAACGUGAUGUUUAAAAAUGAAGGCGGUUUAAAGAUAAAAUUGAUCGAUUUCAGUCUAACAAAGAAGUUUGAUCCUGAGCAAGAAACAAAGAUAUCGUUCGGAACUGCUGAAUACGUUGCUCCAGAAAUUGUAAACUACGAGCCUGUAACCUUAGCAGCAGACAUGUGGGCGAUUGGUGUUAUUGCUUAUAUUAUGUUGAGUGGCGAAUCUCCGUUUCUUUGUGAGAGUGAGGCGGACACUUUCUCGCACAUUACCGAUGCACGCUGGGAAUUUACAGACGUGUUUGAUUACGUCAGCAAGGAGGCCAAGGACUUCAUAACGAGGCUACUUCUCAAAGAUCCAAAAAAAAGAAUGAAAGUAGACGAGUGUCUGGAGCAUGAGUGGAUCAAGUCACCAGGGUUUACUGGAAAACGGAAAAGCAAGAACUCCUCGGAGGGCGAGAUGACUAUUGACCAAAACUCAAACGUUACAUCGCCAACAGAACUGAUGAGACAAGAGAGCAGAAAGUCUGAGCUAGAAUUACCACUGGAUCCAAGGAAAUUAGAGUCUAAAGUUAAAUCACUGCUAUCAAAGUUACAAAACGCGGAAAAGGAAAACCAAGAAUUGGAAGAAAAACUCCGUGACGUGGAAGACCGCGCCGAUGCCCUGGAAGAUGAGCUUCACACAAGUCAGAGUUCUAGAAGGGUUCUGGAAGACAGGGUGUCAAAAUUGGAGGCUGAAAAGACAGAUCUUUCCAAGAAGGCAAAAACUAACAGUGAUGUUUUAAAAAGGGUAGCAGAAUCAGAGGGAGAUAAGAGAGCCCUGGAAGAUAAACUAUCCGAGCAAACUCAACAUUUAGAAAACUUAUCACAGAAAUACGACUCUCUCAAGGAAAAGAUUGAGAAUUACGAUAUUCUAGAAGAAAAGGUUUACCUUUUGGAACGGGAAAGGAAAGACCUCAGAGAUACAAAAAAGUCAUUAGAAGACAAAAUUGCACAUCUUCAGGUGGAAAAGGAGGAAUUAACAAAAAUGAACGAGACGAAUUCCUUGAUCAAUAGAGACCUUGACAAUGAGAUCGCAAAGCUUAAAGCGCACAGAGACGAGAAUGAAAACCAAUACCUUUGUUUGCGAACCGAGAAAGAGUCUUUGGUCGAGGAACUCACGAAGCGAUUCAAUAUUUUAGAUGAACAGAAAAAGUCUCUUAGCCAAGAUAAGAGUAACCUAGAGACAAAGUUAAGCGCAUUUGAAAUCGAAAACAAGAAUUUGAGGCUAAAACUUGACGACUUAACACAAGACAUAGAAUCUUUGAAAGAAGUUUCCAAGCAAAAUGAGCAGGGGAAAGAAAAAGAAGAACUAGAAAAAGAAUUGACGAAAAUUAAAAUACAAAAAGACGAAGCCAAGGAAACUUGUGAAGAAUUGACUUCAAAACUUAGCAAGGCAUACGCAGAAUUGAAACAGUUAAAUCCCGCAAAAAUGGGUGAUGUGACAGAAAAUCGCCAAGAAGAUAUUUCAGCUUUGAAGGAAAAGUUAUCUUCUCUGGAGGAGGAAAGGGAUAACCUGGAAGAUGAUCUCGAUGACAGGGAAGCUGAAAUUGUCGAAUUAAAAGGGAAAAUCGAGCAUCUUGAGGCAGAGAACAAGGACAGAAACAAAGACAUCAUGAAUUACAAGUCACAGUUAGAAGUAGCCAACGAGGAAAUUAGGUCCUGGAGAACGAGAAAGGAUGACACAAGCUCGGCGAUGCCUAAAGAAGACCAAGGAAACCUGAAUGAAAAAAUAAAGGAUUACGAAUCUAUGAUGAGUAAGCUGACGAAAGAAAUUUCUUCUUUACAAGGCAAACUUUCUGCAUCAGAACAGCUUAACAAAACUUUGGAGGAAAAGGUGAAAUCCAGCACACAGGAAAGUUUCCUCGAUCCUAAUAUGGAGGGCGAAAUCAUUGGAAGAAGUGAAAAUACACUAGAAUACGCGUCUAUGGAUUUCGAUUGCUUUGACACAGCUGACCAUAGUCCAAGUGAAGAUAGAAAUGGUCGAGACGAACGCAUUUCGCCUCAGGGAAGAAUCAACAAUGAGUUGAACAGAGAAGAAAAAAGCGAGAAGUUCGUCUUGUUGAAAAAAGAGUUCGAGAAAGUAAGGAGGAUUUCUGAGGAUGCUGAGACGAGGUUAGCGGAGGAAUUAAAGAAGAAUCAGAUUUUGGAAGAUGAGAUUGAAGAUUUUGAAGUAAGGGAAGAGAAAGGUCUGAGAUUGUACAGAGAGCUAAAGGAGGAAUGCAAUCGAUUGAGGGCACAGCUGAAUGACAGUGAAUCACCUGAGAACCAAGUUGAGGCUCGCUUGCGAGAAAAGCUAAAAAGUAAUGAAGAAGAAACUGAAGCUCUUCGCAAGCAACUCGAUUCGUUGAAAAAAGAACUACAAGGAAUCAAAGAAGAAAGAGAAAAGGGUGACACACUUUAUACUAACCUUUCUGAGAGAUACAGAAAUUUGUCGAAAGAGAAAAAGAUCUUGGAGCAGGAGAAACAUGAGCGCGAUGAGAGCCAAACGAAAUCGCGAGAGCUUGAGGACUCGUUGCAAACGCGAAUUCUUGAACUAACGAACAUGAAAGACGAGAUUGAGUCCAUGCGGGAAAAGCUGCGAUCGCUGGUACGAGAGAAGGAGGAAGGUAUAAAGGAAUUUUCGAUGCUUCAAAAAGACCUUGUCAAGGCAACAAAUGACCGCCGUCAACUCGAAAAACAAGUAAAGGACGAAAUAUUCCGCGCUGAAAAAAUGGAAAGAGACCGUUUCAUAUUACAAGGAAAGAUUGAGGAGAUGCAAAAAAGUCUGCAUAAACAAGAUUUGGUCGCGGCAGCUGAUAAAAAGGCGAUAGACGCCUACGUCGAUGAAAUUAGACUUCUUAAGGACGAAAAGGGCAACGCGGUUAAGGAAGUAGAUAGGCUGAGAAAGCACAGCAAAAAUUUGAUGCAUGAUCUAGAGAAAAUUUCAAAAGAAAGGGAAGACGUGGAAACUCUGAAAAUCUUCAAAGAGCAAGCGAUCAAAGAAAUCAAAACUUUGAAAGAUGAAAACCAACGCCUUAAUCAAAAGAGCGAAGAUGUCGACCGAAUAACAGCCGAUCUUAACACUCUCAGGGAGGAAAAAGCAAUUGGAUUGCAACAUCUGGGAAUUUUAGAAGAAGAAAGUGAGAUUGCUUCGAGAAAGAUUGCAGCACUAAAAAGUGAAAAUGAGCUUCUUCUUGAGAAAGCUAACCAGCUCGAAGAAUUGAAAGAAGCCUUUGAAACACUAAAAGAUGAUGCCGAAAGCCUACGAGAAAACAUCGAGGCUCUAAAACUCGAGAGAAAGGCCACAGAGAAAGAAAUUGAGGAUUUAAGAAAUACGAAUAAUCUUCACCUUGAAAAGAUUGUGGAAUAUGACAGAAUGCUGGAGGAUCUUGAAACAUUGAAAGAAGAGAAAGUAAUGGGACUAAAAGAGUUAAGUAGCUUGAGAGAGGAAAAUGCUGCUCUUUUGGAAGAGGUCAAGGUAACGGAUGAACUUAAGAGAGAAUGUGACCUCAUUAAAAGCGAGAAAGAGAGAACAUUUGAAGAAAAUAGGAUUUUGAUUGAGCGUAACGAAUCCUUAGUCAAAGAACAAGAAAGCGAUCAAAGAAUAAAAUUAGCAUUUAAGGAAGCGGAAGAUGAGGCCGAAAGGAUUUCCAAGGAAAAUGGAGUCUUGGCGGAAAAAUGCCAAACUCUAAGGAGCAAAAUUAAGGAGUUAACUUUGCUCAAUGAUAGUCAUUUGAUGGAGCUGAGCAGGUUGAAUCAUAAUUUGGGUGAAUCUAGGAAGGAAAAAGAAGCUCUUUCGGCUGAGCUUGAAUCUUUCCAUGUUAUCAAAAAAGAUCUCAAUGCCUCAUUGGAAAGCAAUCGGAGACUUAAUAAGGAAUUAAGAGAUCUCGAAGUCAACUUGGAAACUCAAGCUUUGGAAACGAUGAGAUUGAAAAAGGAAAUAAACGUCCUAAAGAAAAAGAAUGACGCUCUGACAACGGAAAUUGAACGCCUUCAAGGACAGAAUGCCAUCAUAGAAAAUCAAACCUCGAUAGCACUCUUGGAAGAUGGGGAAGAAUCAGAGCAGAUUUACGAACCGAAACCUAGCAAUGCUACAGACGUACGAAGAAAACUUGACGAAUUCACAACUUUUGAAGAAAUAGCAGGUAAAUACAACGUUGAAGAAGAAAAGCCUGGAAAUGUUAAACUUACAAAAUGUAACAAACGCAACGAAACAGAAGCCUUAAAACAAGAAGUGGAUUUCCUUCAGAAAGAAGUUGAAGACUUAAGUGAAGAUCACAAGGAACUUUUGCAGUCUUAUAACGCCUUGCAAAAAGAAUAUGAUAAUUCUAAAGAUAAAUUUGGCAUUCUUGAAAAGAGUUUGGAAAUAAAGUCCAGAGAAAUGAAAAGUAUGACCGAAGUAAGAGACCUUUUAGAAAACACGAAGAUUGAACUUGAAAACGAGCUGAAAGUUACAUCCCAAGAAAAGGUCCAAGUCAGCAGGGAACUAGAAACUUUAAAAGAAAAGUUUGAUUCUCAGUACCGCAGUCUGGAGAACGCCGAAAAGGAAAUUGGAAAUCUAUUUAAAGAAAAUGAGGAACUACAUCAAAAUCACAUCGAACUGGAGGAACGGUACGGACGUAUCAGGAAACUGAACAGAGAACUCGAGGAGGACAUUGAUAUCGAGACUGGAAAGCUCGUUGAGGCAAAAGAACGCAUUUCUGAACUCAAGAAAGAAAAUUCCCUUCUUCAACAAAUGAAUUUAAACCUGCAACACGAAAUUGAAAAACUGAAAGGAGUUCCCGAGUUAAGUGGUCAGGAACAGGGCGGAGUGGCCAAAAAGGUUAAACAUCUAGAGAAAAAGAUAAGUGUUGCUCAACUACAAAAAGGCGAUUUUGAAACUCGAUCUCACGGGGAGAAGAACAAAGCCCAGAACGCCACCGAAAAGAACAUGGUCAAGGUUUUGGGAGAUGAAACACGAAAGCCUCAAGGUUGGACAGAAAACGUAAGGGAAAAUAAACCACAGCAAAACCAGGGGGAAAGAACAGUAUGGACACUAGAACAAGAAAUAAAGAGCCUUCGUCCCAACAAAGAACGAGCUGAGGCCUUGGCUAAAGAAUUGGAUCAGGUUAAACAAAGACUUGACAACGAAAUAAAAAUUAGGGAAAGCAAAACUGAAGAGAGCAGCCAGAAGAAAAAAGAAAACGACUCCUUAAUUUACCAGCUUGAAAGCACCCGUCACAGAAUUGUUUCAAACGUGAUAAAUCCGUUGGAAGAAGCGAAACUCCCGUGGAAAUUUCACGUCACCGCCGCCGACAUAUCAGCGGGAAAAAGUAAAGCAUGGUCGAGCAUCAAGGAAAGUAUUGGAACCCUGAUAUGGGACCGAGAAAGAUUGGUAAAUGACAACAAGGUCUUAAAGCAAGAAAAUACCGAGCUGAAGCGCGAAUGCCAAGAACCAAUGAAAGGCAAAGAAAAAAUCAAGAAAUUUGAAGAAUUGGUCGGUAACCAUCCCACGGAUGAAGACAUCUUAUCCAAAAAGCAAGAAAUAAAGGCUAUUCACGAGACAAUAGCUUCUGAUAAGGACAAGUUGACACAACUUCAACAACAAAAAGAAGAUCUGCUUCUUAAAAUCGAGUUUAUGAAGCGAAUGCAAUCAACUGCUGGCCAAGAGAAAGAUCAACUGGCAGCUGGAAAGAGCCUUUUUACGUCGGAUGGGAGACUGGGGCCGAACUCUCACUCAAGGUUUAAGUUUCGUAGAUUUCAAUCUGUGGAGAGUAUUUCAAUCCUUAAAGAACGGGAUACCUUCGAAGAGAAGCAAGAUCCUGUUGAUUUUCCCACACAGACUCUCACCGUAAAAACGCAGUGGACUGGGAACGAGCGAAGCGAAAUCUCGACAGGCGAGGAGCAACUACAAGUUGCGCGACAAUUGGUAAAGAAAAAUCGAAGAAUAUUCGAAUUGGAGCAGGAAGUUGAUGUACUGCUGACCAAAAUCGAAGAAUCCUCACCCGGAAAUGCGGCAGUGGAAAGCUUUUCAUCAGACGUAGAAAAUUUCAAAGCGGAAAUUUUACGACUCGAGGGCGAGAACAAACGGCUGAAAGAACUUGCAAAUGAGCCAAUACUUGCGUCAUCACAAAAAAAUGGAAUCGUUAGAAGCCAUGAAUAACUUUCUAAAAAGCGAAAAAGAAGAGCUCAUUCUAGAAAUUUCUGCCAAGAAUAA